AUGUUCGGCGACAGCACGGGGCCACGGCCGUCAGCAGUGAACGAGCUUGACCUUCUCAGCAUUGGGAAGAAGACCCAUGAUGAUGGGAGUAAGCAGACGUCUUCGGCACCGCGUGAGCGAAUCACAUGCACACUUGACACACGAGGAUCAGGCCCGCCUGCCAGAAGGGUCAAUAUUGCUAACAAUCGCAAUGGAUUCGGCGAAAACCGACGGUUGGGCCAACGUCUCACUUUCCCUGGAAGGCGGUCGGAUGAUUUUCCGGAAAGAAACCACGGGCGCCGAUUCGAGCCAAGUGACUCGCGUCGUGACAGAAGCUUUGGUGACAUCGACAGGCGAGAACGCGAGAGGCGAGAUCCUGUUGAAGAAGAAAAGCCCGUGUUGAAGCUCGUCGACCCAGCUUCGGUGCCACGCGGCCGUGGUUAUUUUGACCACGACAGUCGCGAAAAAGACGAAUGGCACGGGAAAUCGCUCUACGACCCUCGCAAGGACUUUGGCUUCAACCGUCAACGCGAUAGAGGUGGAAGGCGUGAUUUUGGCGGCUGGCAAGAUCGGGAUAAUCGCGAAGACCGGCCCCGCUUCCAACGUUCUUCAUGGGGAGGCCCAAAAACCGGAAUAGACGGAGACUGGUCCCACGACAAGUUCUUCGAAAUGGAAGGGAUAGAAGACCCACAGAAGGCGAAUGAAGAGCUCGCUAAAACUGCAGAGAAAAAGGAAGAGUCAAGCAGUGGCCCAGCCCUAUGC
Molecule: messenger RNA, 741 nt
Organism: Mesorhabditis spiculigera
Lineage: Eukaryota; Metazoa; Nematoda; Chromadorea; Rhabditida; Rhabditidae
Source: the annotation of a GenBank genome assembly